AAAAGCUGUUAUCUAGAAAGCCUUCCAGCAGCCAAAGCUCUCUAGCAAGCAGGCUUUCCUUUUUUUGUUUUUUAAACCCCCACCCUCCUUUUUUUAUUUUCUUUCCCCGACUUCAUGAUAGGAUAUAUUGUCCGGUUACAAGGCUAAGCAGUUCAUAACAUAAAUCUCCCAGAGUUAACCAGCUGGAGCUUGUGCCGCAGCUUUAGCAUUUGAAAGAUUCCAGGCACUGUAUUCUCAAGGCUGACAGCUCGCUUUUAAGCUAUGAUAGAAAUGAUUUCAAUCAGUGCUGCUUUCCUGCUUUCCCUUCUGUGCGAAACAUGUGGUUUAGUAUUACCUAAGUCCUCAGACUUAGCAAUCGCAGCCAGCAAUUACACCAUCAUAAAGCCAGAUCUGAGUGCUCGGCUGGACCCUGUCAAAGCUCCCAAGGCCAGAAGGAAGCGCUACAUCUCUCAGAAUGACAUGAUCGAAAUCGUUGAAUACCAUAAUCAAGUUAGAGGCAAAGUCUUCCCCCCUGCCGCCAACAUGGAAUACAUGGUCUGGGACGACAACUUGGCAAAAUUGGCUGAAGCCUGGGCUGCUACUUGUAUAUGGGAUCAUGGCCCAUCCUAUUUAUUGAAGUUCCUUGGUCAAAACUUGUCUGUGAGAACAGGAAGAUAUAAAUCUAUACUUCAGCUGGUGAAGCCCUGGUAUGAUGAAGUUAAAGAUUAUGCUUUUCCAUAUCCUCAAGAAUGCAACCCUCGGUGUCCUUUGCGAUGUUAUGGGCCAAUGUGUACACAUUAUACACAGAUGGUUUGGGCCACAACCAAUAGAAUAGGAUGUGCUAUACAUACAUGCCACAACAUAAACGUAUGGGGGGCUGUAUGGAGAAGAGCUGUCUAUUUGGUGUGCAACUACUCUCCAAAGGGCAACUGGAUUGGAGAAGCACCUUACACAAUCGGCGUUCCAUGCUCAGCCUGCCCCCCAAGCUAUGGAGGAUCCUGUAGUGACAACCAAUGUUUUCCAGGAAUAACAUCCAACUACUUGCACUGGUUUAAGUGAUCUCAUUUUGAAUUGUUCACAAAAGACAAUCCAAGUUUCUUUUUCUCAGUUUUACAUUAAAUUAUGAUGGGCUGCUGA
Xenopus laevis (African clawed frog) is the source of this 1116-nucleotide messenger RNA. RefSeq names its product peptidase inhibitor 15 S homeolog (gene pi15.S). The record is from RefSeq and is marked provisional. Gene Ontology annotation, cellular component: extracellular region. Lineage: Eukaryota; Metazoa; Chordata; Amphibia; Anura; Pipidae.